CGCGUGAGAAAACAUGGCCGACAAAAAGGCAAAACCGGCACCAAGUCCGGCGGCAUUUACUCCACCAAAAUGGUAGUUUAUUACUGGUGUUGUUGGAUAUUUUAUUUGAUAAUUCUUUGUUAACUCGUGUAUUUAUUACAGGGCAGGAAAACCUUCGGUUGGAUUGCAUUUGGACGUGACGAAAAAUGGCAACGUGGUUGAGGUAAACAAGUAGUGUUGUUCUCCAGACUUCUCCUGCCUUGCCAGUGGUGGGCAAGUUAGACAUGAUAAUUUGUUGCCCGAAAUAAAGUCUAGUUUAAUUCUAGUUUUGCCCUCACACUAAGGAUUGAUUAAUCAACAUUCUAAGGCGAUGUCUAUAUUAUACGGAGGCGACCCAAGCUAGUUUGCAUUGCGAGCUGAUUUCAUGAUUUUCAUCCAGCGUUUACAUGAGACUUUUGAGACAGGCUGGCUCGCCAAAACAAACCAUUGGUCUCACCCAUAUAAAUUGUGUAAUACAAAUAUAUUUUUCACAGACCUGAAAUUCGCACUUUCGCGAGCAUUACUUUCACGGAUAUAACCCACAGAAUCAUUCACAGAGACGUUUUUACUUUUAAGAUCAAAAUCUGUCGAAAAAAUCUUAUUUACAACAAUAUAUUCGUAUGAACAGAGCAUUAACACUCAGUCUGCUUAGGCGAGAUGGCCCAGGUCUUUGCGUUUAUAUCAGUGAUGUUUUCCAGGGGAACGCGGUCCCCCCCACUUUUUUUACCACUGGGGGAACGGCGUCCCCCUGCCUAAAUCAAGCAUGGGGGAACAGCGUUCCCCCUGGCAGGGAUAAAUAUGAGUGAAUUUCAGUGAACGCAGUUCGACACCGUCCAAAUAAUUUUGGCUAUCACUUGUACUUUAAAGGCAAUAAUUGCUCUGCAUCUUACGUAGAAAUACUUCAGAACGUAAUUUUGUCACUAUUUUAAUCUCCCUGAAACUUGAUAUACUUGCAGAAAAUUCUAGCAGACUAGCACAAAAAUACUAGAGUCUGAUAAUUCAUGUGAAUCGCGUCCGCUUAGAUAAGUACUUAUUGUCAUAUUAAGCGUGGAUAACGGCAGGAUAUUAUUAGUAUAGUCUUUCGCGCAAUCGUGAAAUUAAACAUUAAAAUGAACAUUACUAUUAUCAAUGGGAACAUAAAAUGAUUCAAUAAUCUGAACAUUAACAUGAUUAAAUGGGAAAAAUUCAAGGAUAUCUAUUAUCUAAGCUUAUUUAGUUACUCGUUCAUUAACAUGAUUAAAUGGGAAAAAUUCAAGGAUAUCUAUUAUCUAAGCUUAUUUAGUUACUCGCGAAAACGUCAUAUUUAACUUGCAAAGUUGCCUGCUUGCCGAGUUGCCGGCUUGCCGCAUACUCAGUGCUCACAAAUUCGAAAGUCAACGUGGUUUUAUUGGCUUUUUGACAUCUACCGUGAGCAAGCUAGGUGGGUUUUUUUAGGUAACAUGUUUUACUAAAUCCACUUCAAAAAUUAAGCUAUUGCGACGUCUGGUUCACUGUGACUAUGCAUGAGGCCACGCCCAAUUGAGUGACCACGCCCAUAUGAUUUUCAAGAGCGUCCCCCCAUUUCUAAAAUUAGCAAAACAUCGCUGGUUUAUAUGGGAAUUUCCCAGCCCGGUCACCUGAGUUCUCGGGCCAAUCAAGGCGGGAACUCGCUCAGGUGGGUUAGCUCAUAUCCCAUGUAAAAGCAAAAAGAAAAUUAGAGCUGAAAUCAGCAAUUCAUGAUCAAGUCUUCAAAUGACUUUGUUAAGAAAAACAUAAGAUUAGGGGCUGUUAUUUUAAUUUAUUUAUUUACUUUGCCAUCAUACUUAUACUGUACAUUCAUUGGCUGGGAAACCACUGACAACAGCUAUUGCCACUAAUUACAGUGGCCCGAACAGUUAUACGAAAACAAUUUACUGUACAAGGUAUACUAAACACACACAAUAAACAAUACUUUAACAACAGUCAUAACAUGAUGUCUAAAACAGCAUGUCAAUGGAGAGUUUAUAUGGGGCGAGCCAGCCGAGCACCCGAGCUGGCCCGGUUUAGGUGAGAUCCCGCCUUUGUUAUUAUUUCUAAAACAAAGUGCAUAACAUAAACAAGGAAACAAUUUUUUUGUAGCAAUUAAUUUCUGGCAAAACAUUAAAACAACUUGCCCAAUUGGGCAACCAACAAGCAACUUAACAUCUACUUGCCUGCAAUAAGUAAAAAAAAAAAUGUGGGUUUCCGGUUUCCCGACCCUACCUAGCAUUUUUUGGCCUAACUUUCACUUGCCACAGGCAAGCGUUACUUUACAUCACUGCUUUCCAUAUCCAGGCUAGUCAGUAUGUUGAUUCGUACUAAUCCUUAAGACAGUUCAUACCCACAGUUUAAGAUCACUUUGUGCCUGAAUUUUUAUGGUGAAAGUUUAAGUUGAAUUUGUAAUUUUAUUUAUGAUUAAGUUUUUAAGUUUGUUUCUCUUGCCUUAACUUAUUAAGAACAAGAUACCUGCUCAGCUUAGGCAUUGACUCAGGGGAGGGAACACUGCAGUCAAACAUUUGCACAUAUACUGUAUAUUAAACAAAUUUUGUGUGUGAACAAUCAAUAACAAAAUUAAGCACCCAGCUAGCACUACUGAGGAAAAUUACACACACAGUUGAUAAUUUUCUAACAAUUUAUUACGCUUUGCAAGAUACAGUGAGUAUAUUCAGCUUUAUCUGCUUCUUAAUGGUAAUUCAAUUCUCUCCCAAAGGUGUGGGAAGUCUGUCGAAUAUUUCUCGAUAAAGAGAGUGAAACUUGAUGCUCAAAGAUCAGACCUCUUCAACUUUUAUUCUGUAGACUUGAACACCUAAAACAAAAUCGAACCAUUGCACUUUCGCGAUAUGAAACCGGAACCACAGAUUUGUUUUAGGCCCAAUGAGGAAAACUACGUACACUGUAUAUAGCUGAGGUCAGACUGUUAGCACCCUCGGUAAAUCCACUGUAAAUGAGCGAUGGCAUUCGAGUCACAACGUCGACGCUUUGAAAACUGUUAUAUUGUGUUGUACAAAUACCAUUAUUAAAGAUUCAUUUGUACAAAAUUGCCUGUACAUUUUUUGCUUUUGGACCAGUAAACUAUACGUAGGUAUAAAAACACAUGACUCUGAAGUAGUCUUAGGUACGUCUUGACUCUUAAGUUUGCACCAGAUCAGGUACGAGGCAAAAGUUGUCGGAGUACCAGUCAGGUACGGCUAAAAAUAUUGAAUUAUCGCACCCUGAUGUUUAAUGGCAAUUAAAAUUACCAUGGAAACAGUUACUUUUACUAAUUUUCUCAAAAGAAACCGGCAUAUAAAAGACUAAAAAAACUUUGCAAAAUCUUUUUAAAAGCAGAUGAACGUUUUGAAACGUGUAAGAAUGUGUUAGAACGUUUUAAAACGUGUUGGAACGUUCUACAACGUUUUAAGGCAAAAUUCUCAACAUGUAUGCCAAGGGGGUUUUGGUGUCCAUGUAAGACUCUCAGAUAUGCGAAUCUUUCAGAACGUGGUCACUUGAUCACGGCCGCCGAGAGGUUGGCGGGGGGCCAGGGCAAAAAAAAAUUUAGGGGCCCCUAUCUAAAAAAUUUUUCCUGGAAAAUUGUUUUUUAGGAGAACAACCUCCCCCCGUUGACAACUUUUUAGGUAAAAAAAAAACAGCACCUUGGGGCCCUGGCAGGGUUUUUUCAGGGAUUUUUUUAAUCUUGAAUUGAGUUUUGAAACUCAAUCUUCUCACCAAAGUUUCAAUGCAGUAAAAAUGAAAUUGUUUGAGUUAAAUUCGUGACAUGUGGAAAUUAUUUUUCAGUUGGAAACCCGACAAUUAAGAAAAAAUGGCUGGAAUUCAUCUCACAACACAAGAAAAACUAUGCAUUCGCCAUCUUUAACCAGUUUAUAGUGUCCCUCAGUGCCCCUGCUUUAACACAUUCCGUCUCAACUACAUUUAUUGAGUACAAGUGUCAGCCCCCCGGUAGGGGGGGGGGGGUGCAACCACCCCAGCUGUUCAGCUAAACUUAAUCUUCUCUGCAAAAACAGACCCAAGAGAAAAUCCUGAAAAAAACCUGGGGCCCGGGGCAAUUUGCCCCCCCCCCUGCCCCCCCCUCUCUGCGGCCCUGCACUUGAUUAUUGUACAGUAUAACUUUACUGUACGUUUUGUGUGCUGUCUGAGUUUGAAUUAUAAUAACAGAAUCAAAGAAAUUAUAAUAAUAACAUUAAUUAAUGUGCAUGAUCUAGUAUAGCGUACUGUAUUUGCAUAUUUUUUCUAUUUAUAUCUUACUCUUUACACUCUUUGUAUCAGACAUGAAUACGCAGUACUACUGAUAGGAUGUUAGACUGUAGCCUGUAGCAGACAAUUAGAAAUCAUUUGACUAAACUUAGGUUUUGCUGGCAAGGCCGCACACAUGGGGGGGGGGGGGGCAGGUGUGGGCAGCAGGGGCUACUCCCCGCCGGAGAAAAUUAAACUGACGAUUUUUAUUAAACGAAAUGGCUUAUAAUCUUGUGAAUCAGAAUGUACAAUUCUGUAUGGGGCAGCCACAUUGCAGUCAUAAAUAUGCAUCUAACUGAUAUGGCGGCUUUAAAUGCAUUUAUAUGUGGGUACGUAUUUCAGCAUACUGCCCCUUGAUGAAAAGUCAUGUGUACAUCUCUGUCAGCUGGCUUGGAAAUUUUAACCAUUACACUUUUGUAUAUGUUUGUAUUUAACCGAUAAUAUUGUUAAAAGGUUACAAAAGGUUAAAAAUAUGAACUUCUGGUUAGUGUUUGGCAACUGGUAUCUGACAUAUGUAAUUGUACUGUAGCUCAGUGGUCAUAACCGGAGUUGCAGUGCCAUAGAUUUGAUUCCUGCUUGGGGGACUAUGGUUCCAUUUUUAUCAGCAGCUAAAAUAUUAUAUGAUUUUGUUCGAAAUUUCCGUCCACGAAAACCAUUAACAUUACACUAUCUUUCAGAAAUUGAUGAUCGAUCAGAAACCGUUCUAUCUGUUUGGACGAAAUAAAGAUGCUUGUGAUUUCCCACUGGAUCAUACGUCAUGUUCAAGAGUUCAUUCUGCCUUAGUAUUUCAUAAACAUUUAAAGAGACCUUUCUUAAUCGACUUGAAAAGUAGUAAGUAA
Messenger RNA from Paramuricea clavata, 5084 nucleotides. NCBI's taxonomy places the organism in Eukaryota, Metazoa, Cnidaria, Anthozoa, Malacalcyonacea, Plexauridae. The record is from the annotation of a GenBank genome assembly.